AUGGUCCGUUACGCCCUGAUGGGCGCCACCGGCGCGACAGGCACAGCGAUCCUCCGCCAUCUCCUGCAGGAACCACCCAAUGACUUGAGCCUCAACAUCUACGUCCGCAGCAAGUCAAAAUUGCUCGAUAAGUUCUCAGACCUCGAAACGAGACCACGAUUCCAAGCCGCAAUUUUCGAAGGCAGCAACACAGAACGCACCCUCCUCAAACAAUGCCUCCACGACGUCGACGCCAUCAUGAUGUGCAUAGCAACAAACGUCAGCACGCCAGGCGAAUCCCGCUUCACGGACACUGCCAAUGCAGUGACGGAAGCCUUGCUUGAGCUUAAGAAGGAACAAGCAGCCUCAUACAAAACGCCUUCAAUCCUGAUCCUUCGCGCCUCAAUUCUAAACCCCAACUGGUCUGGCCCACGGAAAGGCUACUUCGAGAACUUCCUGAUGUUCUGCCUUCGCCAUUUGUACGAUAACAUGGAAGCCGCCAACGAGAUCUACGAGACCAAGGCCAAGGAGACGCCCGGUCUGCUCAAUGUCAUCUACGUUGACCCUCCGGGUAUACAUGACAAUGACGGGACGAAGCCAACGGGGUAUGAGCUACUGCUAGCCCCGCAGGGUGAUAGGAUGCCGCAGUUCAAUCUGAGUUAUACUGAUCUGGGGAUCGCAUUCUGUGAGAUUGCGGAGAGGAGGGAGGAGUUCAAAGGAAAGGGCGUGGGAGUCUUCGGGACGGGGGAGAUUAAGUUGACGUGGCCGAUCUUGAUGGGGCAUUUGAGUCAAGGGUUGAGGGGGAGGGUGCUGGGGUGGUGA
Molecule: messenger RNA, 801 nt
Organism: Fulvia fulva
Lineage: Eukaryota; Fungi; Ascomycota; Dothideomycetes; Mycosphaerellales; Mycosphaerellaceae
Product: Averufin oxidase A
Exons: 1
Coding region: 1-801 (266 amino acids)
Source: RefSeq, a predicted model, not a curated record